Betta splendens (Siamese fighting fish) is the source of this 4180-nucleotide messenger RNA. Its product is annotated as microtubule cross-linking factor 1-like. Gene Ontology annotation, biological process: regulation of autophagy. The transcript has 9 exons. The record is from RefSeq and is a predicted model, not a curated record. NCBI's taxonomy places the organism in Eukaryota, Metazoa, Chordata, Actinopteri, Anabantiformes, Osphronemidae. The coding region runs from base 390 to 3830 and encodes 1146 amino acids.
AUGUCGAUAGAGUAAUGCAUUUUAAUAAGACUUAUAACCAAAUAAUGAUGUGCAUUUAAUUAUUUCAUAUGGUAAUAGCUAAAACAGCGUUGUCUUUAAAUAACGCUUAGAUUCUAUUUAGUUCAGAAGGAACAAGAAUCAGUGCCAGGGAUUUUAUUUUGGAAACGAUGGCCGGAAACCCCUAUUAAACUACUUUGCCCGCUAAUGGUAACUCUCCGCCUCUUUCUCUGUGCGCUUUAUGGCAAAGCGUCUGUUCUCAGGAUGGAGUCCAGCCGGUCUCACCUCUUACCUCAGUGACCUGCGAACAUUCAAACGUUUUCAUUUGCGAUCAUUGCUUCAAUAACCUAAAACUUGAUUUUCUAUCUGUAAAAAGUGACAAAAUUGUUGUCAUGAACAGAGACGGAGACAAGAGCGCAAAAACAGCGCUCCGGAGCCAAAAACAGCCCAGGGCGCACCAGGUUUGUGUCCAGAAGAAGAAGAAGGACCCGCCGUCCAAAGACGCAGCCUCCAAGGACGCGGCGUCAGCUCCGAGCGACUCCGGGAAGGAGCUGAAGUCGAUGGGAAAGCGUGGGGAGAAAGUCUCGUGCAGCGGCACCGUGGAGAGGAGCCCCGGGGCGCACAGGAAACUAUCCGACGCCAGCAACGCGUCGGAGGACCUGAGCAAAGACUCCGGCUGCCUGUCAGGGAAGGUCUCCUCCUCGGACAGCAGCUCAGAGAUAUCCGACUGCCCCUCGGAGGGCAACAAGAACGACUGCCACAGCAGCGACGACUUAAGCUGGAUACGGGGACAGGCGCACGUGAGCCCGGACUGUGAGGAGAAAAGCGACGGUGGAAGGAACCAGACGGAGGGACCCCCGUGCGCCCCCCGGUUGGAUGAUGCCAGAGGGGCCCUCGGGUUAUUUAACUGCUCAGGGGCUUUCAUGGAGCUGAUGAUGGGGGACACGAGCGAGGAUCUGCUCAGGGAGGUGGAGGAUUUGAAAUCAGAGAACGAGUAUUUGAAAGAUGAGGUGGAGGAGCUCCGCUGCGAGAUGCUGGAGAUGCGCGACCUGUUCCAGGAGGAGGAGGCCUACCAGCUGCAGGAGCUGCGGCAGCAGCUGGAUCAGGCCAACAAGAUGUGCCGCAUCCUGCACUACCGCCUGCGCAAGGCCGAGCGCCGCAGCAUCCGAGUGGCCCAGACCGGGCAGGUGGACGGCGAGCUGGUCCGGAGCCUGGAGCACGACGUCAAGGUGGCGAAGAGCGUGUCGUUCCGGCUGUGCAGCGAGCUGGAGGUGGUGCAGAAGAAGAAGUCCCAGUUGGAGUGGGAGAACGAGGCCCUGCGCGAGAAGACGCAGGAGCUGGAGGUGGCCAAGCAGGUCCUGCAGGCCGAGGUGGACAAGGCCAGAGAGUACUCUUUGAAGAAGAAAAGCAUCAGGUCAACAGCCAGCAGGGCUGAGAAGAGGCUCUCACAGCAGCUGGAGGACGACAGUGCCGACCUCAAGUGCCAACUCCACUUUGCCAAAGAGGAAUUAGCGCUCAUGUGCAAGAAGCUCACCAAGUUGGUGUCGGAGAGCGAGGGCAUGCGCGAGGAGCUGGCCAGGUACCGCUCAGCCUACGGCGACGCGGACGCCGCCCAGCCGCCUGACGGCAAACACCGCUCGGCCCGCGCCCGAGAGGCCGAGGUCAAAGUUCACCUCAAACUGGUGGAGGAGGAGGCCACGCUCCUGAGCCGGCGCAUCGUGGAGCUGGAGGUGGAGAACCGCGGGCUGAAGGCGGAAAUGAGCGACCUGAGGGAGAGGGCAGGCGGAGGGGAGGGGGACGAGCAAGAGAAUCGGGACGGGGCCGAGAGGAGCGCCUCGGCUGCAAAACCCGGCAGGGGACGCGGGCGAGAGGGAGGGGAGAGGGAGGACGCGGAGAAAGGCCAGAGGGACGAUUCCAGCCGAUUACGGGGCGAAGGGACGAUGGCGCCCUGUCACAUCGCGCGAGAGGGUCCCGUGGGCGGCGAGUGGGAGCCUUCAGACGGCCGGGAGGGAGAAAACAACAGAACCCCGAGCAGAGCUCUUAAAGAAAUGGCCGCAAAGGACUGUGAGUUUCUUCUAGCUCUCCGGGAUCAUUCCCGCAUUCUGAGCUCAGCCAUACAGCUCCUCACCAAAGCGCCAGAGCACAGCCGUUCGUCACCACCGCGCGCUGAAAGCCCGGAGGCGGACUCCGACGGUGAGAAGAUGGUCCUCCCUCUGAACGAGGCCCUGGGGCUGUUGCAGGCCAUGCUUUUGGCCUUCAUCAAGAGAGUGGAGACGCUCUUUGCGGGAGACGACGGGAGCAACACCUGCGUGUGCGAUUCAGGAGACGGCGCCGAUCGCGUCGGCAAUCGCGCCGCCGAGUCGCCGAGUCAGCAGGAGGCUGAGUUCAAGGAGAGUGGGACAAAACAGUGGAACCUCACCCACAGCUGCAAGGACCCAAAGAUGCAGCUGUCCUUAAAGGUUCUGUGGAUCCUCCACCAGUGGCAUCAGGUCCAAGAACACGUGGAAGGAAACAAGCACGAAGAGAAGAGUGUGUUUGCGCUGCGGGGGUUGUUGCAAGAUGUGGACGCGGAGCUUCGGGACGAGCGGAAGGAGCGGCGAGCGGCGUCUGAGUGUGCUGCUGUCUUUCAUCAAGGAGAAGCUGACAAAAUCUGCAGCUCAAAGCGACUUAAAGACGUGAGGCGGCGGUCGCCUCCGUGCAGCUCCAGGAGGAGGAACUGGUGCUACGUGAGCCGGGAGGCGGCCCAGCUGGACCGGGAGGACCGCGUGAGGACGUGGGACCACCCCAUCAUGCCGCUCAGCUUCCCCCACCUCGACUUCCAGCGGGAGAAAAGCCACACGGCGCCGGAGCGGUCGGACCUCCGCAUCUACUACAGCCCGCCGUCGGCCCGCCGGGUCAGAGCCCAGCAGAGGAGCGGCCCGGGUGCAGAGGCCGCCUCCUUCUCGGCGUCCCCUCUGGGCUCCUCUCCCAACCAGAGCGACGACGCGAGGGAGGCACCGGCCGCCUGGAGGCAGACGGGCCAGGGCGGCUCACAGAGGAGGUCGGCCGAGCGGUGGCCGGAUGGGGCUCAGGGGUCGGGCUCUGUGAGGAGCAGCCCUUCUCGGGCCCCGGCCCCCUCCCCGCUGUCCGCCCGCCCCCACCUCGGCUCCCCCUCCCUGGACGGAGCCACGGGUCGCAUGGAGAAGGCCGUCCCUCGGUCCGCCUCCUCGCCCAAACUGUCCCGUGGCCCCUCGCUGGCGUCGUCCGUCGCUCUCAGCUCCUCCGCCCCCUCUCUCUCCCCGUCCAGAGGCCGAGCGCUGUGGAGCCACGCCGCGGCCAAGCCGGCGGGCCGGCGAGCGGCCGCGGGGCCGAGCCCCGGCUCCGCGGGCGGCGCCGGGCCCCCCGGCAGGCCCGCGGCGGCCGGCCGCUACGGCCUGGUGUCGGAGUUCCUGCGCAGGGUGAGCGGCCGCGGGGAGAGGGCGGCCGCGGACUCGGCCCAGAGGACCAAGGGCCCCAAGAGCCUGGAGCGCGUCCCCACGAGGCCCCCCGCCGCCCCGCCGCACAGGAGCGACAGCGUGACGCGGAUCGUCAACCAGAGGUUCAUGAAGCCGAGGGAGGACGGAGGUCGGGGUCCGAGGGAGGAGAGAGGCCAGAACCACAGUGUCAGACACAACGUGGGCGGAACCACAGCAGAGGACGGAAACUACGACGGCUGCAGCUCCACCAGCACCUUGACCUUCUGCCUCCCUCGACCGUCGCGUUCGGCCCAGAGACGAACCCUGAGCCAGAGCGGAGCGAGCCGACACAGGCCCUCGGCGCCCGUGAGCCUGGCUGUGGACUCCAGCUGUGAGUGACCUGGGGGAAGAGAGCCCCGCUGAUAGUUGUGGACAGCUGAGAGCAGGCUGAGCCACGGGGCACGAAUGAAGAGUUUCACUGUAAAGCAGUUUCACAGCGGGAUGGAAACCUGAGAGACUAGACUUUGAGUGGUGUGUUUAGAAGAUCUGUGAGCAAAGCUCCUUCUGGUGCAAUGAAAUUAUUCUACUUUUACAUGUUGGUAAAUAAUCCUGUCUAUGGUGAGUGUAUUUCAUAUUUAUACAUUUAAAAUCUAUGUCAAAUGUAUUUUGCAUUGCAACUAAAUUUUGUAUCAUCAUUUGUUAGUUUAAAUAUAAUUUAUUGAAUAAAGCUGUAUUCUCUGGCCAACAAA